GUUCAGACUUGAACAAGCUGACCGUGGAGUCGGGGUGAACCUCUUCCGGGUGACACCUGCGUGAAAGAGCCACAGUGAGCAUAUUUUUGAUCUGAAACAAACUGCGACCAAACACGCACCGCCUUUCGCUAUCUUGAAGGAGGCCCUGGGUGUGUCAGCACUUUGUUUCAGGCAUAAAACCCCUCACUGGUAGUCGGAUACCGACAGUCAAUUGUUACACAAAGACAAGAUGACCACUCUCACUGCUAAGGACAAGCAAACAGUCAAAGACUUCUGGGCUAAAGUGUCUGGAAAGUCCGAGGACAUCGGCGCCGCUGCUGUAGCCAGGAUGCUGGUGGUGUACCCACAGACCAAGACUUACUUCUCCCACUGGCAGGACCAGAGCCCCAACUCUCCUAAUGCCAGGAAGCACGGAGUAACUGUGAUGAUGGGAGUUGGAGACGCUGUGACCAAAAUCGAUGACCUGAAAGCAGGUCUCAUGGAACUCAGUGAGCUGCAUGCCUUUACUCUGCGUGUGGACCCUGCCAAUUUCAAGAUUCUCUCCCACAACAUCCUUGUGGUCAUGGCCACCAUGUUCCCCAACGAAUUCACCCCUGAGGUUCAUGUGUCUCUGGACAAGUUCCUGGCUGCUGUGUCUCUGGCCCUGUCUGAGAAGUACCGAUAAACAGCAGGAGGAGAACAAGGAGACUGCAGCAUGAUAUUACAAUGCAUUGCAUCGUGAUUAAUAAAUGCAUGAAAAAAGAAAAGCAAUUGCUGUUUUUUGUUUGUGUGUUAUGAACAUGUCGGUUAUGUCAGAGUAAAUCUCAACUACAGCACAAAGCAGACUUUAUAGUCAAUCAAAAGAAACUCAAAAGGAAACCACU
Molecule: messenger RNA, 863 nt
Organism: Eleginops maclovinus (Patagonian blennie)
Lineage: Eukaryota; Metazoa; Chordata; Actinopteri; Perciformes; Eleginopidae
Product: hemoglobin subunit alpha-2-like
Exons: 4
Coding region: 230-664 (144 amino acids)
Biological process (GO): hydrogen peroxide catabolic process; oxygen transport
Cellular component (GO): hemoglobin complex; blood microparticle; haptoglobin-hemoglobin complex
Molecular function (GO): oxygen carrier activity; organic acid binding; haptoglobin binding
Source: RefSeq, a predicted model, not a curated record